Molecule: messenger RNA, 38170 nt
Organism: Paramuricea clavata
Lineage: Eukaryota; Metazoa; Cnidaria; Anthozoa; Malacalcyonacea; Plexauridae
Source: the annotation of a GenBank genome assembly
AUGUCAGACGAACACCACAAGUCUGAACUAAUCUCACUCGUUGAAGAACUAAUGGCAGAUAUUGAUUCCAAACCAUUACAUCCAAAAAAUAAAAUCCUCCUCUACAGUCGAUAUCUUCUGUCAAAAUUAUCCUGGCAUUUUACAGUUUCUAGCGUAUCGAAAACGUGGGUCACCGAAAACAUUGAUUCCAAAGUCAACAGUUAUAUCCGUAAAUGGCUUGAUAUACUUAUAUCUGGAACGCUAAGCACUGUUUUCCUAACCCGCAACAAGUUUGGCCUCAGUAUUUGUCCCCCAUCUGUCAAAUUUAUUCAAUGUCAAACUGUUCUCCGUAAAGCCCUAAAAACAUCCCCAAACGAAGCAAUUAACGAUCUUUGGAAAGCAACUAGCAACAGCAAAAAUAUUCAGUAUGACGUUUAUAACUCCACUAAGCAAGUUCUUAAGGACUUUCGCUCUGGACAAGAGGAUAAACUGCAUACUCAAUUAAUCUGUCAAGGCUCUUUCUUCACUAAUAUAACAAAGUUCUCACUGUCCCAACUCACUAAAAUUUGGUCUGCGUGCCAAUCGAACCUUCCGAAAAAUAUAUUCAACUUUACAGUUCGAUACAUCAAUAACUCCCUUCCAACGCGCCAAAACCUUGCAAGAUGGGGUUUAUCACCGACUUCAGACUGUUCGCGAUGUCUAGCUCCUGAAACACUUCUGCACGUAGUAGCUGGUUGCCAAUCGUAUCUAGAACGAUUCACGUGGAGACAUGACUCCGUUCUAAACUUUCUCGCAACAAGCCUGCAGACCGUAAGCGGCUCACAUCUUUACGUGGAUCUCCCAGGGUACAAAAGUCCAUCAAUCAUCACAGGUGACACCUACCGUCCAGAUUUGCUUCUUUCAACCUCAACCGGAAGACUCUAUAUUGUUGAACUUACAGUUGGCUUCGAAUCAAAUCUUCAAAAAAACGUUGAGCGUAAAAAAUCAAAAUAUAAAGAAUUAAUUAGGGAACAAAAUGAACAUUUCAACUCAGUAAAAUUUGUAAAUCUUUCGAUUAGUUCUCUUGGUGUUUUCAGUAAAGAAUGUUCUACUUUCAUAGAAAUGCUUAAUGAUUUUGGUUUUCAAAAGCAACAUCAGAAUUACUGUAUUAGAAGAAUGACGACGAUUGCAAUCCGAACAACGUAUUAUAUAUUUUGUUGUCGAAACAAGGAAUGGAUGAAUCCGGAACUGUUAAGUGUUUAAACGUUGUACUGUCAUUUUGUUAUUUUAAUAGUAUAAUUUUUGUGUAUAUAAUCAGUGAUUUAAGUAGCCAGUUGUAAAUUACCUUAAAUAAGUGAGAUUUGCAAUUGUAUAUAUAAGCUAAAUAUCCAUUUAAUAAAGUUUUCAUAAUAUUAUAUAUUUAUUAAUUCUCCAAACAUUCGGUUUUUCAGAUUAAUUUACAUGUACGACUAUAUCUAAAUUAUUCUAUUAUAUAUUUAUUGUCUAAAAUCGAUAGUAAGAUAAAUUCAUUAAGAUUCUAAGAGAAAAUGCUCAAGCAAAUAGUUAUAAAAAUUUAUUUUAAAAUCUUUACAACUAUCAUGCUCAAUAAUAUUACUAGGUAUAGGGAGUUCCACAGGGAUACUGCUCGGUAUUCAAAUGUUCGUUGUCCGGCCGCCGAUCUAUAAGCUUGAAUGUUUAUAUUUUUUGUUUAUUUCUGGUGUUUCUAUCGUGCAAAGAUGAUCUCUCCUGAAAAUAUGAAUUGAGAUAGUUGUAUAGAGAUAUUUGUUUAAUUUAUAUUUCUUUAUAUAUUUUAAAUGUUAGAAGAGUUAACACUGGGAAAAUAAUUGAAAAUCCAUAUAUAGAAGGUCAUAGACUGGAAAUUGCAUGGGCCUUUAUUGGAAAUAGAAUGGAUUUUGGUUAUCCAUAAUAAUUGUAAAAUAUUUCCAUAGUAUCGAAAUAGUAUGGUCUGGAUAUACUAUGGAAUUAGUGGUGCAAUUGCAAAUUUCGUAGUAUGGAUUUCAUUUUUUUUUCCCAGUGUUUAGUCUACCCGUUUUCAGUAUUUUCUUGCUUGUUUCACUUAUCUCGAUCGAAUAAUUGUAAAUUGGCGAUGGUGUUUGUUUUGAAUAAUAACAUUUAAAUUGUUCGCCAUUGUUUAAUUCCUGCGCAUUUUGGACAAACCCUCUGACUAGAAACAGAGUAGUUUUUACAGCUUAUAUUUUGCUAAUAUACUAUUCCUUGCUGUCUUUGUUGUUGCAGUUAAAAGAAAUUCUUAUCCGCACAAUCCGAGCCUGGGUUGCUUUAUUUGACGAGAAGCACGCGGAUCAACUGCCAAAAUUUAAACUUGAGCUUAUCCUGGAUGAUGAUGACCACAUGCAGUUUUAUCCAGUAUUAAGCGAUGUUCAAGCAGCAGUCUUUCAUGUCGUCGAUACUGUGGCAAACACGAUGCAAAACGUUUCCACAGUUCAGGUAAUAUUGAAAUCUUAAUUCGUGCACUGCUGAAAAUACCUUAGUUCGGAAAGGUAUCUUCGGUUAACUACUUUUACCAAUAAUGGACAUGGUGCAUCUUUUUUUCUUCUUUUUUUACAAACUUAGUCAUAAAUGGCAGGUUAACCCUUCAGUGAGCUUAUUGCUCCAUUUACUGUGUCCCUAAUAAUAUGUAUAUAUAUAACCCCCCCCCAAAAAAAAACCCCCAAACCAUUACAUUAUUUACAACACAUUUUAUCCACAAGACUGGACAACGGACGACACGAGUGACACUUGACACAUAUACUUUUAAAUGUUUGUGGAUCAUUAUUGUCAUAUAUUUGUUUAGUCAUUGCUUCAUAAUAAGUUAACAGGCAGGAUUUGAAUUGGCCGACAGUAACGCUUGCUUCUCGAAUAUGUGGUGGUAGGGGGUUAUAUAUUCUGGGAGCUCUAUUAUAAAAACUGUUCUGAAAAGUUAAAGUGUUAACUCUGGAAAUUUUUAAUGUUACACUGUUAGUUGUAGCGCGCCUGGUGAUACGAUCGUUUGAUACUAUACUAAUCUGAGAGUCAUUCAAUUUAAUUGCCUUAAAGAGAUACCUCAAGUCCAGGUACUCGUGCCAGUAUAAGACAGAGGAAGUAAACCUGUUUUCAAUAGUCUGUCCUGGUAACUAGUUUCAUAUCUAAACGGCAGUUUAGAUCUAGUUUCACAUCUUCAACGCUUUUGAACGCUCAACUGAUUUCUGCAUGUCCAACUCUUUUGAACGCUAAUCUGGUUUGUGCAUGUAAAGCUCAAUUAAAGACUUUGAACACUAAACUGCAUGAUGUGUGCAUCUUCAGUACGUUUGAACGCUAAAUGAUUUAUGCAUGUUCAACCCUUUUAAAGAACAUUAAAAUAAUUUGUGCUUCUUCAACUCGUUUGAACGGUAAAUUGAUUAGUGCAUCUUCAACGCUUUUGAAGACUAAACUAAUUUGUGCCUGUCCAAUGCUUGUUUGUGCAUCUUCAAUGCUUUUUAACACUAAACUGAUUUGUGAAUCUUCAAUGCUUUUGAACAGUGAACUGAUUUGUGCAUGUUGAAUGCUUUUAAACACUGAACUGAUUUGUGCAUGUUCAACUUUAAACUGAUUUGUGCAUCUUCAACCUUUUUGAGCACCAAACUGAUAUAUGCAUCUUGAAUUGAACAUGAAACAGAUUUGUGCCUGUUCAUGCACGCUUUUGAACACUAAACUGAUUUGUGCAUCUUCAGCUUAUUUGAACGCGAAACUGAUUUGUGCAUCUUGAAGACUUUUUAGCAUGAUACUGAUUUGUGCAUCUUCAACGUUUUUGAACACUAAACUCAUUUGUGCAUGUUCAACACUUUUAAACACUAAACUGUUUUGUGCAUGUUCAAUGCUUUUGAACUAAUGUUAUUGGAGAUAUUUUUAAAUAUACUGAUUCGAUAUUUGGAACUGUACCUUACUUUACUGUAUUCUGUACCACACUAAGGUCUACACUGUGUACUACUACUAUACAUGCAGCAUAGUGUACAUGGAAAUAGUUCCAUGGAAAUAGUUUCAUUUUACAAACUCAUCAGACUAAUAUUCUUUUGUAUUUCGUCUGUUUUUAACUCCUCCGUAAUAACCUUCAAUCUAAAAGCAGGCGGUAGUAUUUGAUUUAAUCUCCGGCGAAUUACGGGGUUGAAGGUUAUUAUCGGAAAAAUAAUAACCGGGUACCGUAAUAACCUGUUAACCGGUUAUUAUUUUUUCGUAAUAACCUGGUACCCGGUUAUUAGAAAAAAUAAUAACCGGUUACCCGGUUUUAUAUUUUCAAUUCAAGACCUGGCGCAUGAGUCUUGAAUACGGGACUUGAAUUUGCAGAAAAACUCAAGACCACAUCUCCUUUUCGACUAGAAAACGCUGCACGUCUCUAAGUCGAGAAAGAGACAACAGCCGUUUACCUCAGGGCCCGUCAAAACUCUACCAUUAGGUAAGAGUAUCUAUCAUUCGGCGCACGAGGACUAGCUGGAUCAACCAUCAAACUUGCUUUUGCAGGGAAUUUAUACAGUAAUAUCUUAUAGCUCUUUCGCUUGUGGGACGUGACAUGAUAUACUGCGCAUGCUUAACCACAUUUUAAAGCGUGACACCUUAUUUCGUCCCACAACCGUAACCUAUCAUUGAAUUGAUAGCUUGAAUAUUUAAUGAAGAAAACCUCCAAAAUACAAAAGAAUAUGGUCUGAUGAGUAUAUAAACAAGUUAAAAGCCGCGGAUAUCGGUUUUUAUUAAACUGUAAAUACCUCGGGCCUUCGGCCCUCGGUCUUCACAGUUUAAUAAAAACCUCUCCCUUGGCUUUUAACCUACAUAUAAUAUAAUAUAAUUAUGAUUGCCUAUAUGUUUAUUUCUUUUAUUGACCAUCAAUUUUAGUCUUGGUUAUCUGGUAGUAAUACCACCACGCCCAUAGAUGCAAAGGUCGACGGAGUUGUUCUUGGGGAGUGCAAGAAGUUCUUAGGCGAAGCAGUUAACAAAAACCUGGAGCAACCGAUAGAGUAUUUAUCCAGAUUUGGUAGGUUUUCGCUAAACUUUCAUAUCACACUAUUCAUUAUUUGCAUGCACCACGACACGCAAUUCGGUUUGGGAUAGCUGUGUUUAACACACCUUAAGGUGUGUUAAACACACCUAAAGCUGUGUUACAAAACACGCCAUGUGUUAAACACACCUUAAGGUAGUGUUUGAAAACACUAGUGAAUGGUUGCAUUGCCUUUCCGUUUGUAUACGCGUUGGGAGCAACGGCCAUAAUAUAUCAUUUAUUGAGUAGGAAAUACAAAGGCGAAAGUAAAAUGUUGCGCCGGGAGAAGUGUUUGGUAAAGCUUCGCGGUCUGGGACAUGACAUAUUGUAUGAAAUCUUUCGUAUGUGAAUUUUCUUGUGUUCUAGUAAAUAUUAUAUAGAAAAGCUGUGCAUGGUGCUUUCUUUCGUUGUCAAAUUAUAGCAAUCGGCCAACACUCGGAAUCUUUCCCCGACCAUCUGCACGUGCAAAUGGAAAGGUUAAUUCUUUUCUUCAUUUCUUUCUCAGAUGAAUUUAAGAUGCUUGUGUCUGGAGAAGCAAAAGCUAGUGUUGAAAAAUUCCUCGAAGAUGAGCACACAUUUGAAGAAUACACAAAUGUUCGUAACAUUAAUUACAAUUAUUGUUUUUGUGUUAUAUAGGGGGUAGUCAUGCACGUGCUAUUGCCCUGUUCAUUGCACAGUGAUCAAUUUCAGAUGACUGUGAAGUGUGAAUGUAGACAUUUCUAGGACUUGAUGAGUUUUCACUAUAUAAAGUAUAUGCUUGUGCACCAGGCUUGUAUUUAUGCGGCAAGUACAGACCAUAAGAUCAGACUAACAUCUGCAUUUGUGCCUUUCACUAACUUUGGAUAUUAAAACUGAACUUGCACGCGGUUGAAACAAUGCUAAAGUUGGCUGAAAUCAUGCCUGAAAUCUUGUUUACGGUAUAUUUGUAAAAAUCUAUAGUUUCAGUUUGACUUCACAUUCAAAGUGAGUGCAUUCAAUAUUUAAUUUAUUUCAUUUGUGAUGUUUGCAUUUUCUGUUGCAGGAGAUCCAAAUGUAUCGCAAUCUUGCUCGUCAAGUAUCGACGUUGCCAAAUAUUGCUUCAUUCAACAUGGUAGAACUUGAUUGCGACGAUCUGAAAAGAGGACUAGCGUCUAAAUCUCACAGCUUUGCUGAACAGUUACUUACUCGUCUUGCAACUGAUCACAGAAAUGAGAACAUAAGGUAACGUAACGGUACCUCUAUCAUCUUACGCUUUCUAAUCUUAUGCUUUCUAAUAUACACUGUGUUCUGUAAGUGUGUCCUUUGUUACAUGAUUGCAUUCCCGUGGAUAACCAAUCUUUGCUCGCCGUACCGUAGGCCCUAAAAGAAUCGUGAGAAGUUGGAUUAAGACACCAUAUCUCUCACCACGAUUCGCAAGAGUAGCAGCAAUAAUUUUUUGGCGUAGGAGUUACUAUUUGAAAGUGAUUGGGCAGCAAAAAUAUUUCUACCCAGGGGAUGUGGUUUUUGACCAUGGUAUAUAAGCCUGAACAUGUGUUACAAAAUGAAAAUGAACGGAUAGUAUCAAUAAUAAUUAAUUUAACUUGAGUAAUUGACGAGCCAACUUCAGUGGAAUAGUAUUGCUAGUAAUGUAUUUGCUACAUUUUAGUCAACAUUUUUAUCUAAAACUUUUUGAUGAAAAAGUUAUUAUCCAGCAUCAAAGCUCCGUCCUAGGUACUGGACGCCCCCACACACCUUGAUUGCAGAUUUCAUGCAUGAAAAUAAUCGUUUGUGUAAAUAGGCAGAGCUCAAGAGGGGUGCUCGAUAUAACCGGUCCAGUAUAACAAUCUUUUUCUUAAGCAGCUAGGACCAGUUGUAUAAACCUACCUUGUUGUAGUUAAUUAAGUAGUAGUUAACUCUCGAACUGUAGUUAACUUUAACUACUCUUUUUAACAACCGGCCCCAGAACUAUAUGGUGCAUUGCAAGUUAUAUACGUGAACCAUAAAGCUUAUCAAGCAUGGUACAUACUAAUGUUUGAGUUUUUUUCUGUAACGUUUUGAUUGCAGAUAUUAUAUAUUAGGGAUGUGCCGGAUACUGUUUUGCCGGAUACCGGAUUGUAGUCUACCGGAUACGGUCAGGAGAAAAUGAUGACCGGAUACCGGAUAAUAACCGGAUACCGGAUAAUAACCAGAUACUCCCAUACAAUAAUUUAUUAGAAACACAGCAAUUUUAUAGCUUAAUUAACUAGUCCAAUGUGGCAAUGUGUUUAAUACACAUUUUUUGUCUCUUUGACCUAUUUGUCUUUAGUACCAAGGCCAUAUCUUAUGAUUCACCUUACAUUGUUUACUGGUAUUCAGUAUGUAUAUAAAAUUCACUGCUGUUGGCGAACGAGCAGUUCACAUCACCAUCACGAAAAAAAUAUGUCGUAAUUUCGUCGUAAUGCAGCGCACGCUCAGUAAUUGUUCGUGUUUCACAAUUUGUAAACGCCAAGUAAACUUUUCCGUUUCAUGAUUGUAACAAAAUAUCUUACAGUACUAUCCGGUAAAUAUCCGGCAAAUUUAUACCGGAUAGUGCCGGAUGUCUAAAUUUUACCGGAUACCGGUAUCCGGCACAUCUCUAUUAUAUAUUACGUUAUCUUUACUGCCUUACAUUACAUGUGAUAAACGACGUAUUUGCCUCUUUGGAUGCAGUAGUUAUUACAAAAUUUGGUACCUUCUAAUGUUUAUAGCAUUUGCAAAGAGUUUGAAGGAAUAAAGCAACGUGCAUUAAAGGUUCCGGAGGACACGCUUGAGAUGACGGAUAUGAUGAAGUUCAUCAAGGAUGCAAAGACGGCAAGAUUGAUAAAACUAAAUGAGCAGAUAAAGGCAAGUUUGCACGAAUGUUUCAGACAAAUGAUUUAAAAUUUUUACGUUCGUGCUGCAGUUUUUGCUGCAAACUGGCAACGCAAUUGUCUCCAGAAAAAAAAACCAUUGCAGGUUGCAGUGAAGGCCAUGUUACGUCAUGAAGAAAUUUUUGCUGCAACUUGGAACACGAUUUCGGAUACAGAGCCAUGUCAUCCAUAACUAUGCAUAAUCAUUGAUCAUAAAAAUUAAAGCUGAAAUUAAAGCUGUGUGUAAGAGCGUUGGUAUUCAUAAUUCUACCAUGCAGCCAUAGUGACAGGCAAUGUACGAUACAAUGUACAUGCAUGCAUGCAUAUGCAUGAUUACUUUUCGUACAGUAGAUGAUCCUUCUAAUGAGCAUGGACUCUAUAUUUCUAUAGAUCAGUGGCAUGGACAUGUGUUUUUUCUCUUGUAGGAAUCUCAAAGUAGACUUUCAUACCUGCUUGAAUCAUACAGUUUUACCAAGGAAGAUAUCACGUUGAAUUGUACAGUGCUUAAUUGGCCUAAGGAUAUUGGACCUGUCUUUGACCAAAAUGAUGAGGUAUCAUUAACAGACUGUGGUUAUUUCUAUACUUAUACAGGCUUGAUCCUAGGUGUACGCUCGAUUACCAGUCGUUAUGCCGGUUGGUAAUCGGGCCUAUAGCCUAGGUACGUGUAGCUUUGGUCAGGUUACAUGCAGUAUUUGCUUCACUGAUUAUAGUUGACUAGCUUAGCUACGUGUAAUAAGCAUAGACAAGAGCGGGUUCUUGCAAGUUAAUUGAAAAGAGGAGUGCAUGUUUGUCACUGGAUAUACUCUUCCAUAUCACUGCAAUUGGUACUACAUUGUAUAAAAGAUGUCCUGUAUCAUGAUAAUUUCAGUAUGUGCAUAGUCUGGUGAUGCUGCUUUUUAUGCACUGUGAGCUGUUGUGGCUGUGGGCUGUUUCAUGUUUCAAAACAGCUUGAUAGUUUAGUAAUUUGUUUAUCAGAACCUCUAACUCCCAACUCUUCAAUCACCAGCUACAGAGCCUGCCUAUUGAGUUCUGACGUCUCGACUGGUGGAACAUUACACUGUCACUUUUAAACUGCGUUUAAAGAAAAAUAGCAUCCAUGCCUCCUCACAUUUUGUUAUUGUGAACAUGUUUGACCUGAAAUACUGUACAGUAUUUCUAGUCGUCUGAAAUUGUAAUGUUGCUCUGUUAAUGCUGGAAAUUUUAACAUAGAUGUAAUGUUAUAGCAUAUAGCUAUAGUGGUAGAAUUAAACAAAAAUUCGUAGCAAUUGCUUUUAUUUGUUUGUUGAAUGCACAGCGAGUCUUACUCAGCUUAGGUACUGUACUGUGUGUAUUCGGCGUUUUAAAGCUCACAUUCUCUUACAGAUUGUUACAGAAUCUCAAAAGAGAGGAGAAAGUGCUUUGACCGAGAAAAGGGAAAAAGUUAUGCUGGAGCUGGACAAAUUACAGAGGUAUAUGUCCAUAAUAUGAAAUAAUGUUAUAUGGCAAGCAUCACGUCCGGUGAAAUGGCGGACUGUGAUUGGCUGAGAAGCACUUUCAGCGCUCCAUUAUUUUUCCGUACUGGACCGGCCGUUCAUUACGUAAAAACAAACGUAUGCAUUUUAAAACAUUUAAAACAAAACAGCGAAACUAAUUGUAAUUUAAUUUGUUAUUAAUAAAAUAUCUGCGAAUGGUUUUUAGUGGAAAAGAAUUAGGAAUACAUUUGGUAUUUGUCUUCGACCAAAUGUGUACCAUGCUACUAAUAUAUGCAUUUCAAAUCACGCCUUUCUUGUUUGUUUAAAGUAUAAAUGCCUAUAAAUGCCAUAUAAUAAACUUUUUAUUAACCUCACUUGCUUGGUUUGUACAGAGAAAUAUCGGACCUCGGUCUUUUUGUACAAACCUCGCCCUGCGGUCUCGGUCUUUACAAUAAAAGACCAUGGUGCGAUAUUUCUCUGUACAGACCUCGCGUUCGGUUAUAAUAAGAAGUUAUUAGUAACUAGCUUAAUGACCGCGAGAGUGAGGACAGUAAAUAUAUCGAUAGUGAACUACAUAUUAUUGGCCAUGAAUAUUUUUAGACGUGUAGACGAAUUUAGUGAGUAUGGUGAUUUGGACAUGAUGAUGCAAUAUGUGAAAGAUGUUCAAACAGUACAAAGAAAACUGGCGGAUUGCACUGAUUCAAUCACUUUCAUCAAUGAGGUAAUGAACGUGGACGGCUAAAGCCUACUGCUGCAUGUUUUUGCCAGUAAGGUUGCCUGAUACUUACUUUCCGGUAAAUUCGGAGUCAUUAUUUGCGAAAUACCCUACCUUAGGUGUGUCCACAGAGUAGAGACAUACAGAGACGUAACUGACCGUCGUAAACACUGCGGAAGAUUACGUUUUCAUGUACCCACUUUUUUUCAGGCGACCGGGCGAAAAAUGAUCAACUGCGCGUGCUCAGCAAGUUUAAAGUGAGUCGUCAUCAGGUCGUCAUCCAAUCAGAUGCAUGCAUCUAGUAACUUGCCAAGCAUGCGCACAAAAAAGUGGGUACACUAGUUACGUCUCUGUAUGUCUCUACUCUGUGGUGUGUCUCCCAAAUACGACAAAACGGAAACCUUGUUUCUGCAACAAAAAUCACACUUGAGGAACAAAAUGUAUGUUUCUGGGUAUGUUGCAGGCAAUAUGUUUCCUGGGUUCGCCAUGCAGCUAUACUGAUGAAGAGGAUUUUAUUUUCAAUUUUUAUAGGAAGAAGAUCUUUUUAAAUGGGAGCAGACAACAUACCCACAACUGGAUGUAAUCCAACAAAGUAUUGAUCCUUUCAUGAAGUUAUUCUCCACAGUCUUGAAAUGGCAAAGAGCUGAGAAGAAAUGGAUGGAUGGAGAUUUUAUGGAACUCGAACCUGAACUUAUUGAAGCUGAGGUACGAACGUCUCAGUUUUUCAAUAGACCUUUAUAAAAAGGUUGACGUCAGCAAGCUUGUGACGUAGUUUGCGGAGGAAAUCCCGAUAGCUCAGAGUUGUUUAGUUGUUUCGAGUUUUUUAGACGCAAAAAAAGCCAGUAUUAUGAUAAGUUUGAAGUAAAUUUUUCUAUAUAUACUGUAGGCCAAAUGAGUUUUCAUAUUCGUCGUAGUUUAAAUUUGGUUUGUUUUUAUACUAGAUUGUACAUUAUUUUACUGUCAACAUUUAGCAAAUUGUUCGCUCGGUUUGUUUACAUAUUUCGUUGCUAAAAAGUAUACUAUUUUGCUUGUGAUGUUACUCUGAGUCUAUUUCCACACCGGGCAAGCUUGAAAAAUAUGCCUGACCACGGUGGAAAUCGAACCUACGACCUUUGGAAUACUAGCCCAUUGCUCUGUCAACUGAGCUACGCGGUCAGGUCGGUUCGAGUAUGUGAUAUUUCGGAACAGAAUCUAGUUCCUUCGAUAUCGAUGUAAUCUAAUAGUCAUGAUUUUUUCUGUGUUGGUGUAUUGUACUCAGGUGAAUAUGAUGCUUGUGAUGUUACUCUGAGUCUAUUUCCACACCGGGCAAGCUUGAAAAAUAUGCCUGACCACGGUGGGAAUCGAACCUACGACCUUUGGAAUACUAGCCCAAUGCUCUGCCAACUGAGGGUUUCCCACCGUGGUCAGGCAUAUUUUUCAAGCUUGCCCGGUGUGGAAAUAGAUUCAGAGUAACAUCACAAGCAUCAUAUUCACCUGAGUACAAUACACCAACACAGAAAAAUCAGUAUACUAUUUGUUUCUCAAAUUUAUUCAGAAUGGCCCUAUACAAGUUGUAGACAGGCUUACUGAUCGUGCAAAGAGGUACAUAAGUGAAGUUAGUUUCUUUUUUUUGCAACGAAAUAUGUAAACAAACCGAGCAAACAAUUUGCUAAAUGUUGACAGUAAAAUAAUGUACAUUCUAAUAUAAAAACAAAUAAAAUUUAAACUACGAGGAAUAUGAAAACUCAUUUGGCCUAUAUGUGGUUAAACGUAGAUUUAAGCGAAGUUAACGGCAGAUGUAUGUAGCAGCGGGGAGCCCCUGACGUCAUUUAGAACAGUUGCAAUUAUCGCGCAUCCGUCACUUUGCUACAGCUUGGCUAGCCAGCUAAAAUAAAUGCCGUUGAAUAUAGAAAAAUUUACUUCAAACCUACCAUAAUACUGUUGGGUUUUUUUCUUUUAUAAAACUCAAAACAAGUAAACAACUCUGAGCUUUCGGGAUUUCCUCCCCAAACUACGACACAAGCCUGCUGACGUCAACCUUUUUAUAAAGGUCUAUUCCUAAUGGUAUUUUUCUGAAAGACAUUUUGCUAAUUAUGCAUGCUUCCCUUGUGGAAAAAAGUUUAAAGAACUAAGAUUUCCAGCUACAAAAGGUGUUCAUAUGUUGGCAGUAAUUGGUCAGGUUCAUGCAACAGUAACCAUGCUUCAAGAUUCAUUCUUCAUGUAUGGUUAGUUUGCCUGUACACUAUACUUUUUGCCCUGGGACAAAAGUAUUUUAAAUUUUUUUACACUGUCACAGUACAACAGAUAAGUACUUGCGAGUACUUAAAAAUGGGAAAGUCCCCGAAAAUGAGGCCAGACCGUUUUUGCUAAAUACUGUAUAAGUCCUCGAAAUUGAAACAUGGUAAUGUAAUAUUUAUGUAAAACUUUUGUUUUUCGAAUUUAGACUGAAGAGUAUGGUCGUGAAAUGUACAAGAUAUCAAAACUUUUCACGAGUAAAAAGAAGGAAGAGAAAGAUAAGAAAUCCAGAAUACGUGAUUCUAAAGAAGAGGGAAAGACAGAGGAAUCAUCUGCAGUGAAAGUUGUCAGCAAUAUUCGAGAUCAAAUUCUAGAUUUUAAGGUAUAACAAUAUUGUAAUUUCCAUUUGGGUACGUUUGGACAGUGCGGUUCGCGGAGCUUAGAUUUCAAGUUAAUGAGGAAUAUUGUCACACGAUAUUAUCACAGAAUAGAGACUAUACAGAAGCCUGACUUCUUCAUUACCCUAUGAUUUGGUGUAAUCGUAAUUCGUCAUCAAACGCCAUGGUCCUAGCCAGUACGCUUAUGAGAAGCAUUCACCCCCCUGAUAAUAUUCAAAAUGGCGGACUUCCGGGGGAAUAGCCCGCGUGCAGGCCCAAGGGAACUGAUAGUGGGCCUGCAAGCAAGGCCCGGUAUUUUGUAAAAUGCCCCUUUUCAUAACACGCCCCAUUCGCGCGUCAAUUGUCAAAAAAGGACCAAUGACAGCACCCAAAUAUUAACAAACAAACUCGCAUUAAAAUGUUGCGGGGUUUUCUCUGCUUAUUGAGAACAUAAACAAUGUGUAAAUGGCUGCGUUUUAACUCCAAAAAAGCAAGCAACGCAGUCAGUAGUUGCCAAAUUUACAAGUGCUCAUUUUCAACUAAAAUCGGAACAAGCAAAUUAGGACGAAUUUCAACAGAAAACCAGUCUCAAACUUCAAAUCGUGAGGGAAGUCGUGCGACCACAUUAGCAUUUAUAAAUAUGUGUGCUUCGCUGUCGCCAUUGUUAUAAAUAAAUUGUCUCACUUAUCAGAUCAUGUGUGCAAUUCUUGUUGGCGGCGGAAAGUACGAAAUUUAUUUCAGUUAUUUCAUUUGGUAAAGAACUCUACAAAAGAAGAGAGCGUUCAGAGUCCAGAUCGUUUCGUUUCAAACGGCAAUUUAAUACCGUCUUCUGUUAAAUUGCAAAGUGUUUCGAAGGGUCUUCGAAUAGGCUUACAUGCAACUGCAUCUCAACAUCAACCAAAAGAUAAUUUUCUUGAGGAACAUAUAACGCGUAUCAAGUCUGUUUGAAAUUAAUGAAACUCAAGUAAAGAUUACUAUAGUUUACCCCAGUCGUAAUGAGUGCUAUUCCAACACCUCACGACAAGCAAUCCCCAUUGGCAUAACGGUAAACAAUAAAAAGUCUGUUCUUGUUCCAUUUAUAAUCGAAAAAAGUGAUCAAUUUUCGAAUUUUAAGCUUAUCGAGAGCCUUUGUGAUGAAUCACUGACCUAAUUAUAGAAUCCAACAGCAAACAGCCAAUCAGAAUGCCGCGUUCGUGGGCGAACGCGGAAAGUACAAAAUACCGGACCUUGCUUGCAGGCCCACUAUUAGUUCCCUUGGGCCUGCACGCGGGCUACCGGGGGAAUGCCUCUCAUAAGCGCACUGGCUAGUGGCGUGGCAGCGGUUACACUUUUUUUGGCUUAGUCGACCUUCUGUGUGUCUUUAUUCUGUGAUAAUAUUGUCAUCCAGAUGACGUAUUAAGCUUUAUUGAUAAUCGUCUAAAAAUGGACCUGACAAAUCCAAUGUGUAAACGUACAAAUAAAGCGACCAUGCAUAAAGCGACCAUAUCGUCAAGAAAACACUGAAGGCUAAAAAUACUAAAGCUCCAACGUUUUUUCCAUUAUUUUCCAAACGACGAUUGCGAAGGCAAGCAUUGAUGCAUAAAAAUAAAUUACACUUGAGUUAUAAUUUACAAUAAUCAUGUUUUUGUGAGUUUGUGGUUGAGUAUGUGAUAAUGUGAUUAAUCAACCACAAUGGUAGCUAUUAUAUCGGUACGGUAUGUAAUCAUAACCUGAUUUUUCUUGACAGGGGAAUAUUCCAGUGAUUUCAACAUUGUGCAAUCAUGGCAUAAGACCACGACAUUGGAAACAAAUGUCUGAUAUCAUUGGUUUUGAUAUUACUCCGGAUUCUGGCAGUACCUUAAGGAAAUUCUUGAAGUUUAACCUUGGCCCAUGUAUGACGGAAUUUGAAGGCAUUAGCGUUGCUGCCAGUAAGGUAACACAUACUAAAUUGUUGUUUUUCAAAAUGAAGAUAAAUUUGCGUACAUAUUGUGCUGCAAUUAUACAACAAUUUGAUGAUGAAGUACAUUGUAUAUAGUGAACCUCAUAUUUGCGUGGAUUCUACAUGUACACGUACGUGUUGACACUUUUAUUCUACCAAAUCUGAUUUAUUCCAUUGAAACCAUGUACCAUAGCUCGAACAAAAAGAUGAUGUUUUCCAAGAACGCUCUCUUUAAUAAACUUUAUAUUCCCACCCAACCUUGUUUACAGUACAUUAACGGUUAGAGGUAUUUUUGCUUUUCUUAGUUUUCAAAAACAGUUUUGUUAUGAAAAUUUACUAUUGUUGUAAUAGCUCAAUUCAUAUUAGAAGAUUGACUUCCGUCUAAGCCCAGAAACUCGUCCAGAUAUAAAUUCGGUUAACGACGGGUUUUCCGUCUAAUAUUCCCGUCCGAAAGACUGGAAAGUUGGACGAGUUUCUCGUCUUAGACGGGAAACUCGUCUUCAAAUUAUAUCAGACGUAUAAAUCAAGACGGGUUUCAGCUCGUAACGUUGAAAAGAGAUUGGUAUGGAGGGUCUUCAAUUUUUUCUGGUUUAUCCCUCCGACAGUUUUCGUUUUAUAUUCAUACCAGAUGGAAACCCGUCACACGCGUUUCCUGUCUAAAGACGGAAAUCCGUCUUCUAAUAUGAAUUCUUUUUUUUAAUAAACGAACGUAUUUUAAUAAUAGAAAUAUUACAAUUGCCCAAGAGCUUUCAGCUCAUCAAGGGGCUCUUGUUAAAAUAUGAAUUCGGCUGUUUAUGUUAAUCAUGUAUAGGCAUUGUAACACCUGCACUAGGAUAUUUAUGGUUAUGAUGAUUACAAUACUGUUACAUUUUUCAUAUUUUUCGUCUUGCGUGGUACUAAGUAGGCUUCUCUUUGGGUUAUUCCUUAGAUGUGUAAUAGUAUAGCUUACAUAUAUUGAAAAUACAGAAAAAAAUUCAUAUUACAAGAACACAUUGGUAUUGAAGGAACUAGAUACUGUUCCGAAAUAUCACUUACUCGAACCGUCCUGACCGCGUAGCUCAGUUGGAAGAGCAUUGGGCUAGUAUUCGAAAGGUCGUAGGUUCGAAUCCCACCGUGGCCGGGCAUAUUUUUCAAGCUCGCCCGGUGUGGAUAUGCACUCAGAGUAACAUCGCAAACAUAUAUUGAAAAUUGUAGGAAUUUUCACUGGAGAAAGCCAUGCAAAAGAUGGUCGAUGAUUGGGAUGAGAUUGUAUUCAACACAGCACAAUACAGAGAUACAGGAGUUCAUAUCCUGGCAGCCGUUGACGAGAUACAGACUACGUUAGAUGAUCAAAUUGUAAAGACACAAACCAUGAGAGGAUCGCCUUUUAUUAAACCGUUUGAGGCAGAGAUUAAGGUAACCUUCAAUUGUACAAAUAUGUUACAGGCUGCAAAUUAAGAAGUUUUUCUGGCCUAUAGGAUGAAUUUAAAACAUUGUAGGCCAUGCUAGUUUUAACCUACAAAUUUCAUUUUUGACAUACAAAAUGUUUUUUUUCUAACAUUCAAUAUUUUAGUUUUUAUUUUGCUUUCGCUGCCAAAGAAUUUAUCUAAAAGGGAUUCCGAGUGUUCAAUAGUGACUGAAAAGUUGGUCUACAAAUUUUUCUAUAAAAUAAUUGUAAGCCGCUAAUUUUUUGACCGGCCAAACUGCUUUUUCGCAUGACGAUUUAUCAUUUGUAUGCAGCUACUGUUAGGUGAGAGAUCCAGAUUGAUGCCAGUCAUUCACUUUUCAGUUAAGGCGUUUAGACCGCGUACAAUUGUAGUACAGUACCAGCAUGAGUGCAGAAUGAUUUACUGAAAACUCAUGUUAUAAUUAAAUUAAUGAUAGUCAUGUGCAUUUCUGAUGCUUUCUCUCUCAAUUGUGUUCGGCUUAUGACUACUGUGGCUUAUGACUACUGUGAGCUUGCUCGUUCGGCGUCACUUAAAACUCUGCAUGUGGUUGUCGUGAAGAUGCCUUGUGAGAGCAUGUUGUUGUAGUCGUUGUUGUGUACUGUGUAUAGUUAUGUUUGUUUCGCAAUCAUAUGUAACUUUUGUAGUUGAUGUGAUCAACUAUAAAUUUAUUCUCGACUUAAACCGUCGUUGGUUGUGUUUUAGUCUUGGGAGGAGCGAUUAUUGAAAAUGCAAGAAAUUAUUGAUGAAUGGCUCAAGGUAAGUGUAUUCUCGUAACAGUUUGGUGUAUUCGCUCGCAAGUUUAAGAAGAAAGAGAGGUCACUGUCCCCAAUAUCAGUCUAGAUAACAUUUCUCCUUUCCCACGAAUAUAACAAGAAAAUGUUGGAACCUCUUCUAACAUAUCAACAACACCACAGGGGCCAGUUGUUCGAAAGGCGAUUAGCUUAACCCUAGGUUAAUCUAGAAUGCAAAGCAAACUUCCUAACAGCUUGUUUAUAAAUUUGGAAAUAUUUCUUCGGAGAUCUUGUCUGGAUCAGUAGGAGUUUUCUUCUCCAAAGUUUUGAAAUAAACAGACGUACAAAAAUACAUAAACUAAAACAGCGGGUUAAAUUUUAACCCAGGCUUAGCGCUAAUCCAGCUUUGAACAACCAGCGCCAGUAGAUUUGUGAUGGUCACACUGAUUUCAAUAUCACUUUCCAGUCGUUUUAAGAUAAGUAGUGCAGCAUAGCGUUGUAUAUGAUCCAGGUGGAAUGCCUAUUUUUGUACUUAAUCUUUGUACCUUUGUACUAAUGGCUGGAUUUUGGUCAUUAGAAUUAAAACUGCAGUUUGCCCUCUGUUUUGUAACAGCUUCAUCUUUAAUCUCACGUUGCAUAGGGCGCUUUCCAUUAACACGGCCAGACCGGUCAGAACGGUCAAAUUGUUGAAUGGAACAAAAAAAUUUGGGCUUCCGACCUAUCUGACCUGAAAAUUUAGAUAACAUUAGAAUGAGGUCCAUUUUCGCUAGAUAUUUGAAAAACAUAGACCAGAUCUUUCCAUUGAUACAGAGAAAAGAAUUCCGGUCUGACCGGUUAGGCCAUUAAAUGGAAAGCGCCCAUAUUAUUGAACUGAUAAACUUCAUAAAAUAGAUUACCAUGUUGUAAAAAUUCACAGUAAUUCCAAUUUUUUCACCAGCAAAUGCUAGUGCGUUUUUGAACAUUACUCUUCAUUCCUUGUGUUAUCACUUGUUCAUAGGUACAAGCUCAGUGGCUGUAUUUGGAACCAAUCUUUAGUUCUGAAGAUAUCAUGCAACAAAUGCCAGAAGAAGGUCGCAAGUUUCAAACCGUUGAUCGAAAUUGGAAAGACAUCAUGAAAUUUGUUGUGAGGGAUCCAAAAGUAAGUUAUAUCUAUUGGAUACUCGCAACGAAGGUGGCCUGAGCACACCUUCCAAAAAGUAUAUAUCCUUCGUAGUGGUUGAGAAAGACUCGAUCUGUAACAAACGUCUUUGCAACUACAUUGCGUACAAUGAUGAUGAUGAUCAUAAACUUUAUUUAACCACGCUAACGUUGUCAGCUAAAGCUAGUUUCCACAAUGGGCGUGUGUACCUACACACGGCUGCAUGACGUUUGUUGCCUUGCCACCAGUGAUCACAUUACAUAUGCCAAUUGUCUGAUUUAAUUUUGGGACUUCUGUUACGAGCUAUUCUGUUUGACACUGUGUGUUUACCGCCCCUGUCGAGGAGUGUACUGUACCACUCCUGAAUUCCAAGGAGCUACACCAGCAUGAGGAAUUCCAACAUAUUUCAAAUUCACCACUCAACAAUUUUGUUAUUUCUGAAGUUUCAUUCCGUGAAUGUUUUCUUUUUUUUCUUCUACUUGUCUUUUUGUAAUGUCACAUUCAAUAAACGUCGGCAGCUAGGGUAUGAUCACUAUUCCCAUGUUUAUAGCUUUUUUGUGAAUUUUUAACUAAACCAAUAAGUUGCUUUGCACCCUAAUGCCACACGAUUUUACUUGUCAGAGGUAGGCGCUUGUGCUCAAUUGGCUUAAUAAUGGCAUUUUACCCCCCCCCCCCCAACUCUUCGUGUAUAUAACGUUUCUUUUACUAAUUUUAGGUUUUAGCAGCCACGUCGAUGCCGGGAAUGUUUGACCGACUGGCAGACAGCAAUAGUUUGCUCGAUGAAAUUAACAAAGGUCUUAAUGCUUAUUUGGAGAAGAAACGUCUCUUCUUUUCAAGGUGAAUGUGAUUUGCAAUUUUUGUAUUUACAUUGUUCUUGUGUAAAGCCUCUCUCGACUUGGACAUCAGAAACAUCUCAUGUAAACCCUCGCUAGACAGCGCUCAUCAACUCUCAUUCUCGUUUGACUAGAACUUAAUAAUUCAAAUUAAUUUAGAUUUUGCUGACGUUUGCUAACUUCUCAUUUGAAAUAUUUGCCAACCAAAGAAAAAUUAUAGUAUAGUCGCAUGGAAACUCUUCAUUCAUAAUUGCACUGAUUAAAUUUUCACAAUUAAUUUGUUAGUAUGGAUGAGAUGCUUUGUAAUUGUUUCAAAUAAUUCGCCCUGCAGUUGAGUCAAGAUGUACCUGAUGCAUGCGUAAAAUUUUGUAUCAUGAAGUGAAGAAAUGGUCUUUAUUUUAUCAGGUUUUUCUUUCUAUCCAAUGAUGAAAUGCUUGAAAUAUUGUCCGAGACCAAGGAUCCAUAUCGUGUGCAGCCACAUUUGAAGAAGUGUUUUGAAGGAAUGGCGAAACUGCAGUUCAAAGAGAACCUCGAUAUAACACACAUGUUCAGCAGUGAGGGAGAGAAGGUAUGAUCAACUAGAAUCUUAUAUAUCAUGUUGUCUGUCGACUGUAUAAGAUUUGCGCUUUAUAACUGCUACACAAUUAAUAAUUUAUUUUAUUGUUUGAACCGUUGUAUUUUAAAGGUUAUAUAUAAAUAUGAUAAACGAACCUCUCCAAUAUACACCCUCAUUUCGAUAUUAAUUUUAAAAUAAACGCGUGCGGAGAGUUUAUUGGAACAAUUACCAUAUUUACUUUCAUUUCAUUUCGGAAUCAUCCUCAGAGACUGUUUUAUGUUAAUUCUAUGUCAUAUAGAAAUAUUAAUGUUGAAUACAUAUAUUUGUAUCAUGGUAGGUUCCUUUCAGUGAAACUAUUUCAACAUCAGAAGCUCGAGGAGCUGUAGAGAAAUGGCUGUUACAGGUAUAGUCAACCGUGCCUCUGUUCUAUUCAUAUAGGGCUAAAAAAUUAAAUAUCUGGGUUUCGUAUUUCUUCUUGCAAAAAUGUUGGUAGGGUUGGUCUGCUUUUAUUUACCCAGGUAUUUUUUCUUUUCUUCUAGCUAAUUGUUCACGAGAAAUAUAUUUAUUCACUGUCGUAAUUAUAACUUUUUUUUAGGUUCAAGAUGUUAUGCUUAUUAGCAUCAGAGAUAUUAUUGAAAAAUCCGUGCAGGUAAACUUAAGUCUCUGGCUUACAAUAUACUCGAAGAAGCAACUUUUUUCUAUUUUCUAUCAUAUGUUGUAAACUUCUGUUUUUAGGCUUAUGCAAUUGAAGAACGCAGACAUUGGGUAACAGAAUGGCCGGGACAGGUACUAUAUUUGUUAUCAGCUUUCUUUGUGGCCGAACAGUCAGUAAUAAUAAUAAUCGGAUACACUUUCAUCAUGUCACGUUAUCUCCCCUAUUCAUGUUCCUGCAUAAUUAUAGUGUGUAAAUCGAUAUCUUAUCAGACUAUACUGUCUGAUUUUGCUUAACUGUUUUCCUUUGUGGAAAACACGACGUUUGUCCCCGAGCCAAAGGCGCAAAGCGCGUACGCCCGGGCGAAGGUACUAAUACCGCACGGCUGUUUACACCUGGGGAAAGGAAAGCAUUGGCGAAGUCUAAAGUUCACCAGCCGUUCCACACGUUGUAACCAAUAAUCUAUUGGCGUUGUAAAGCCGUUGUAUGCAAUAAAGUAUUGGGUUGUAAUGGGUCUACAAUUACAAUAAGUUAAUAACCCUAAUCCAAACGCUAAUCCUAACCAUAAUCCUAACCCUAAUCCCAACCCUAACUCCAACCCUAACCUCUAACCCUAAAGUUGAUGACCUUCUUUUUAAUAAUCUCAAUUUCAAUGAACCUUUAAAAACGUUUACGUGUUGAAUUUGCCUAUGAAAUACAAAAUAACAUAUACUACUUUAUAUAUUUUAGAAAUUGAUAGUUCUUUAGUUAAAAGUGUUAAACUUUGCACAAAAAAUUAAAAAACCGAAAACAAACAAUAAUCGUUUUGCCGUGGCUCGCAUGACGCGAGCAAGACGAGCCUGCGUUCAGUAUUGACGUAAUUUGGAAUACUUCAUGUUGAAAUAAUGUUUGGAAAAUAAAGGCGAGGGGUUGCUGCAUGCAUGUAUUUGAAUUGGUUAAGUAAUUCUACAUUUUUUAUGAAAUAUGGAAAAUAUACACUUUAUAUAUGAGUUGUACAAUUGUUGUUUUCUAAUAAGUACAGCUUUUCUAAUAAGUUCAAAAAGUUGGAUCUAAUGCUGCAUAAGUUUUCAAUUUUUCCACAAGUUGUAGGGAGCUAUAUAUACUUUAAGCCAGGAUCUUCAUGUGAUUUUCUUCUUAUGUUUAAUAUGUACCUGCAGUGAAUGCACAAUGCAUAGACGGAUUUUCAUAUUUUUUACUGGGGUGGUGCCAGAAAUUUUAGGGGGGUGAGCCGUGAGCAGGUGACUGAAGCAACACAAAGUGUCACCAAACCCCAGUAAGGUCUAUAUUCUAGGGGUGGAGCACUAGAUCCACGAAGGGGAGUCUAGAGAGCAGAAAACAAAAUAUCCCUGGAAAAAUUGGGAAAAAAACAUGAUUUCUAGCUUCGAAAAACAGUUUUUUGAAGUUGUCAUAUCAGUGGAUUUGGCAUGUCCGAUUGUCUGUUGAGACUUGAGAGAGUUAAAGAUAAAUGAACCUGUAAAAGUGUAAACCCAAUAGGCCAAUACACAAUAUGCUUUUACUUUUAUAAAGUCAUUAACAUUGUACGUGUCGUUUGAAUCCGAGUACAAUUUAUGGUGCAACUCUGAUGUAAAUAAUAUUUGGGGCGUAAAGAUUAAAUCUAGGCAAGUCUAUUUCCUAAACGAAUUAAAAACUAAAAAUAAUGUUCGUAAAAAUUCCAAGCGUUCCUUGCAAGCAAGCUAUUUGCAUGACAAGGCACUACAAACUCUAUUCAGGGGAGAUAAUAGAGUUUCAAAACUUUACAAUUGCUCCAAUAAACCAGUGAUUAGUUUCACAGUGUUGCACUGUCUUUUUCUAUUUGAGUGUACUCCUACAUUUAUUUUGUACCAUCAACACUCUGCACGUUGGAGUGGACUAUUUAAUUAUUUUUUAUUAUGCCGAAUAUUGGGGGGGGGGUGUUGAAAUUUUUUUUGGAGGGGUGGACAUUUUGUUUGAGGGGGUUAUAGCUAAUAUUGGGGGGUACCACCCCCUGCACCCCCCCCCCCACAAUGACAUCAUGUAUUUAAAUAUUGGGUUUUAGGUUGUCAUUUGUGUUAGCCAAAUUUAUUGGACUUCAGAAGUUCACGAAGCUAUACGAAGUGGACCAAAUGGCUUGAAGGAGUAUCAUCUGAAGUUGACAAAACAGGUUAGUGUUUUACGUGUAGUCCACACCAGUAAGAUAAGAUUUGAAUGAAAACAAAAUAAAUUAAACUUUACACAUGAGACAAACGAAUUUUCUAUUGCCACACCCCUUUAUAUAUUUGUGGUUAUGCUUGUAUGUACUUAUGUCGAAGCGACAUGAAAAUGACAAUCCUCAAUCUAGUCGCCAAAUAUUCUCGAAAAAACUGUGUUUCAAGUACAAACAGGAAUCAAUGGCGAAUAAAACCCUAUUGGUAUUAUUGUCAGCAAACGUCGUAUUAAAUCUUGCGACAAAACUAUGCCAAAUUCACGUUCUACUGAAAAUUGUAGUAAAAAGUCGUUCUUGAAAAUGCCUAUUUGAAAAGGUACGUGUAAAUAACGCCGAGAGGAUAUUGCAGAUCGGUAGUUAUAGUUUGGUUGGUACUACCAAAUGCCGACCUGGGUUUCAAGGGCUAGAACUGGCCACUUCAGGCAGCAUAUACUGUUUAUACGAUGAGAAACAAAGUGUUUUUUACAACUUCAUAAAUAUACAUAUAUUUUGCUUUUUUUCUUAGCUUGAUGAUAUUGUCAGUCUUGUUCGAGGCAAACUUUCGAAACAAAACAGAACAACUCUUGGAGCAUUGGUAACCAUUGAUGUUCACGCCAGAGACGUAGUCGAGGAUAUGGUAGAGAAAGGUAAAUGGUUUCUUGAAAAAGCACGAUUAAUCAUUAUUUAUUUCGCUUAAUUGUGGGGUGCCCCAUACCGCUGAGUUAAGCUUGCUACUGUAGGUCGAAGGUACAGUAUUUGCUAAGGAUAGAUAUCUUGAAAACACAUGUAAACUCAUGCAAGUACAGUAGAGUUUCAUUGUUCAUGUUUUCCCUCGCUACUCUGGUUUUAAAAAAUGAAUGCAAAGCUUAGUCGAAUUGCAUUCACGACCCAACGUUUCGACACACCAGUCUAGUGUCUUCAUCGGGAAUGAUCUGAAGUCGUAACUUAUUAUAUGCUCAUGGGAUGACGUCAUCUAACAGCCGCAGAAAUACUCUGGUUUUAAUAAAUGAAUGCAAAGCCCUGUCGGAUUGCAUUCACGACCCAACGUUUCGAUAUUUCAGUCUAGUCUUCAUCAGGGGUGACGUGGCUUCUUAGAUGACGUCAUCCCAAGAGCAUAAAAGAAGUCACGUUGCGACUUGAGAUCAUCCCUGAUGAAGACACUAGACUGGUGUGUCGAAACGUUGGGUCGUGAAUGCUAAACCAUAAUGUUGUUUUAUAGGCGUUUCUCGAGAGAAUGAUUUUGAUUGGCUCUCUCAGCUUCGUUAUUACUGGGAGAAAGAUGAUUGCCUUGUGAGGAUUAUUAAUGCCACUGUUAACUAUGGUUAUGAAUAUCUUGGAAAUUCUGGCAGGUAUAAUGAAUUAUUUUCUUAACGGACAUUUGGUGGGCAAAGUAAUUGUUUUAGCUUGUGAUAUAUUAACUAAAAUCGAUGCAAUUUCUUUUUGUAUUUAUUGUAUUUUUAUUUAUUACUUGAAUUUUAACCAAACCAAGUCAAUAAACCACCUGCAUGCAUAAUUCUGUUUAAUUAAAGAUUUAUCAAAUUUCCUGGUCAAAUACCUUUGUUAUAUACAGUACUAUACCAGAUUUUGGUGAAAUACUAAUUUCUUGCUAGAGGUUUGUGGAAAUAAGAUUGUAAAAGUUGUUCCAACACCACUAUUGCUUCAGAAUGUUUUGGGCUUUCGAAUGGUUUAAUUAAUUUGUUUUGUUUGUUUGUUUUUUGUUGGGUUUGGAUGGUUAUAUAAGUCUAACGCCGUUAUGCCAUGCAUCUUCCUUUGUGUAUGGAUUUGGCAGGGCAGGGAAAAAAUAAUUUUCUUCCUGGGAGAACAACCUGGAGACAAAAUUUCCUGCAGACCAGCAGAGUAUUUUUGUGCUACUGUAAAUCGGCAUGUGCAUAAACAUAUAGCGUUCUAGCUGACAAUGGUUUUAAAUUCAAGGAAUAAUGUCUGUCAACCAUACGUUCUUGCGCCCAUAGUGGGACAUGGGUGUUAAAAGGUCUCCUUCAAAUCUUCAAUAGCAAAUCUUCAUUCAAACGAAUUCCCUGCAGCUGUUUAACAUUUCCUGCGAGCAGUGCUCGCUUGGAAUUGUUACUGAAAUUUACAGUAUGCAGUAUAUUGACGAGGCUUCAGCACGCAAUCGUCUGAGAAAGCGACUUCACCACUGAUAUCGUGGGUUCGAUUGUCGCUGCUGGCUGAUAGCACUUAGAAAAAUAGUCAGUCAACGCUCUACCGAACGUCGUGGGUUUUCACCGGGUAUUCUGGUUUACAGGGAAUGUUGACAGGGUGGGUUAGUAUUAGCACCUAACUGACCCUUUCACCGUAGCGUAGCUGUGCUCUUUGAUCAGACAUGAGUCAUAAGGUGGCUGCCAGAGGCGCCCUUAAAAACCCUUCGACUUCAAUGAGGUUGAGCUGCGUUCUUAGAAAUUCUACUUAGCUCUCAGCUUCAAGUAAGGAUGACAAGCACGCCUCGCAAUUACAUACACCUAACUCAGUUACAAGUUAAUUACCGUAUUUUGUCAGAUUGGUAAUCACACCUCUUACUGAUCGUUGCUAUCGAACACUGGUUGGUGCAUUUCAUUUGAACCUUGGUGGAGCGCCUGAGGGUCCUGCUGGGACUGGAAAAACUGAAACUACUAAGGUAAGUAUUGGAAGAACUAAGUUCAUGUUAUUAGCAACGCAUUCCAGCCAUAGGCCGGGAUCAUCAUGAGCACGAACAAAACCCCUGCUGAGGCGUUCACUACGCUGGCGAGGGGUGUAAUUCAAGGAGAUUGAUGAGGCUGAUCGCGAUGUUAAAACCGUAUAUUAGUAGAAUACAAAUUGCACACUUGUUUAUACCAAUUCUUGUUAUUCGUUUAGGAUCUUGCAAAAGCUCUAGCUAUACAAUGUGUUGUCUUCAAUUGCUCAGAUGGCUUAGAUUAUCUUCAAAUGGGAAAGGUAAUGGGAAAGGUCACUACAUUCUUACACGAUAAUACCAAGAUGCGUUAAUUCAAGAUUUUUGUUCGUACUUGACUGGUAUUCCAAUGGUUUUUGCCGCGUACCUGAGCCGGUACAAACGUAAGACUCAAGGUGUACUUAUUUAAGGUAUUUUUUAAUUUGAAAUGAAGUACAUAAAGUACAUUUUUGAAAGGUGUUAAGGUUACAGAACACCUUUGAGUGUUAAUUUUGUCUAAAUUUUUUUUUAUUGGUUUCCAUGAAAGCAUUAGACUAGUUCUACUAUCUGACCAAGUUUGAACGAAAAAUGUUGAAAACUCGCAGAGUUAUUUAAUAAAAUACAUUUCGCUGCAAUAAGAAAAACAUUGAAAAUGUAAUAUUCAAAUUCAAUUUUCUCCCGAAAAAGUUUACGGUAAUUACUGAUUUUCAAACGAGUUGUGCUCCUGCGGGUUUUAACCAAUUUUUCUCAAAUUUUCACAGGACAUAGCUAAAUACGUCAGCUUCAAAAUUGUGUUCGGCUUUUUUUUUAAUUUUAGAUAUUUUAAAAAUAAAGAGCAAUUCACUCAAACGAUUCAGAAAUAUAUUGCAGUCGUCAAAGAAAUCGCCAUAUCAGCGGAAUGACGAAAUAAACAAAAAUUUCCGAACACAAUUUUUUAGAACAACUAUUUUACUGUAUAAAAAUGAUAUUUUCAUAAAUAUAACUUAAAACCAGCAGGAGCACAACUCAAAAGCGUAACGGUACCGCGAUUUAAGAUUUUCCUGAAUAAUUCUUACAUUAUUUUAAUGUUUGUUAAUUUUACAACUUUACCAUAUUUUGCAUGCGCUGGCGACCAUUUGGUGAAAAUUUGAUGAAAAUCGGACUGAUAUUGAGCGCGCAGUAGCGAUUUUCCGCAAAACGCCAAAAAGGGUGUCCUGUAACCUUAAUUCAGUAACCUGAAACUACGAUAUGCAGAAACUACAAUUGUCUCCAACAUGCCUUAGUCCCACCAGUCCAAUCAUGUUUCAUACCAAGACAUGCCAGACUUACACAUAUACUAACUUAAGUAAUACCUUGGGCUUGGGGAGGUCAUAUGGUAGCGGGAAAAGCAAGUACGAGAAUACCGCAUAACUACGUUGUACUUGGCUGGAAAAAAGAAAUACCAGGCCGCAUUAUUGGCGUGCCUCCUGUACGUAAGUACAGUACCUCCUGUACGUGAGUACAGAAUACGCGAUACGCCUGUAUGUAUAAAGGCCGUUUUCCACUUCAAGCGUAACAUACCGACACGUAUCAAAACAAAUUUUAAAUUUCAAAAUUUAGUGAAUAUUGAUUGGUUAAUACUUCCAUAGUGCGUUAAAAAUUUGACUUGCGACGAACUUUUUAUUUCGAUACGCGAAUCAACCGAAAGUACGUAAAUUUGAAAACCCAUCUUCAAGCUACGCAUGCUCACCGGUACGAUACGGGCGAAGUGGAAGACGGGUUUAGCUCCUGUACGUACUUUCUUCGCUUCAUCUAACAGUGUUUCGCUUUUGUUUCUAGUUUUUCAAAGGCUUGGCUUCUUGCGGAGCGUGGGCUUGCUUUGAUGAGUUUAAUAGAAUUGAACUUGAAGUACUUUCUGUUGUGGCUCAACAGGUUGGUCUCUCACGUGACACUUGGAGUAGGAAUAUUUCUAAUGCGUCUUACCAGUGUUUAUAUUUUCCCUAGAUUCUUUGUAUCCAACGUGCCAUAGCCGCUCAUCAAGAUCGCUUCAUAUUUGAAGGAACGGAUUUAAAUUUAAAUUCGAAUUGCUUCGUCGCAAUCACUAUGAAUCCUGGAUAUGCUGGCAGGUCUGAACUACCUGACAACUUGAAGGUACAUUAAAGUACAGCGCUAUAAUACAGCCUCAUCACAGCACGGCACAACACAUGCAGUGCAGUAACAGUGCAGUACAGCACAGGAUAUGAUAGCACAGUACAUCAUACCAAAGUAAAGUACAGCGUAGUGUAGUGUAGCAAAAUUCUACAGGGCAGUUUAGUGCGAUGCUGGAAAAUAUAUGGUAAAGUCUCUCAACAUUUCCCCUAAUGCAAUAACAUAUAGUUAGGAGGAAUCUGAGUUCAACAGACUUCGACAUUCUUCAAUUGGAAUUGUCCCAUUUUUUCGUUGUAUUUUUUCUUUCUAAUAAACAUUGUUAAUAUUCCUGUUUAGGUUCUGUUUCGUACAGUGGCCAUGAUGGUACCAGAUUACGCACUUAUUGGUGAAAUCAUGUUAUAUUCGUAUGGUUUUGUUGAUGCCAGAAAUCUAUCUGUGAAGAUCGUCACCACUUACAAAUUAUGUUCCGAACAGGUUAGUGCGAUACAAUACAAACUAAAAACAAAAUUGGUCACACAGACCUAAAUACAGUAUGCCUUGUAACUCCUGCAUGGUUGCCAAAUACAAGAAUCACAAGGGGUUGCAAAUGAUACAAAUGAUUAUUCGAACUCAACAAAUUAGCAACAAUUUAUUCCAAAAACAAAAGGGCCUUUGUACAAGUCACGCAACGUAUCAUAGUAUCCAAGUAAUAGGUUGCAAAUAGCGAAAACACCAUGUGGGACUUGUAGGUUAAACGUAGAUUGGAUCAACUAUAGAUAGGUAGUUUAAAUUUGUAGGUUUGUACUUUGUAGGUUCGAACUGAAGCACGACUGUAAAACGUAAUGAACUAUUAUUACAGUAGGAUAAGCGUUUCAAACCUACAGCCAUAGCAGCAAUAGGUCAUGCUAUGCAAAUUCUUAAUGAUUUGAAUUAUUCAAACCUUUAGAAAUGUAUUGUCUUUAACCUAUUCACAUGCAGGUUUAUUAACAUAGCAUGACCAGGUUGGGGAGCUAGGGGAUUAAAGCCCCCCAACUUUGAAAAAGUAGACCAAAAAGGAGGCUGAGGCAGGCCGUCCAAAGAUAAGGUUUAUUAUGUAUUAAAUAUUCAUAAUUCCCUUGUUACGUUGCUUGAAACAGCUGUUGUAGGAGGUUAAAUCAAGGUUUCUGCGGGUCAAAUUGCCCCUCAGAACGCAUCAAAUACCGUUUCAGACAGUAUUAGUAUAUUUUUAAAUUUUCCUGGGGAGCAUGCCCCGGACGUUCUAGAGUCUGUUUAGCCCUCGCCCCCCCAUCCCCCCCCACCCCCCCGCCUCUCCCUACCAAACCAAUCUUUCGCCGUCUAUGUGUUGUUAGAGUACCUUAUAGCAAGAUGUCAAUGAUGAGUUAUAUAACAAGAUGUCAAUAGUGGAUUAUAUAGCAAGAUGUCAAUGAUGAGUUAUAUAACAAGAUGUCAAUAAUGGAUUAUAUACAGUAGCAAAAAGUCAAUAGAUUAUACAGUAUAGCAAGAUGUGAAUAAAAGGGAUUUCUGUUUUAUUGUUUAGCUCUCUUCUCAAUUCCAUUAUGAUUAUGGUAUGCGUGCCGUGAAAGCAGUGUUAGCAGCAGCUGGUAACCUAAAGCUCAAGUUUCCAAAUGAAAAUGAAAAUGUUUUGUUACUGCGUUCUAUUAUUGAUGUCAAUUUGCCCAAGUUCUUGUCACACGAUAUUCCGUUGUUUCAAGGAAUUAUUUCAGAUCUAUUUCCUGGAAUUGAACUCCCCAAAGCUGAUUAUGGCCUAUUUCUUGACACUGUUGCUGAGGUAACUCGUUUUUUUUUUAUGUUGUCUGGCAAAUGAAAAUGUUUUGCUAUAGAGAAACAGUCUGAAAAUUACUGCCGACAAUAAUUUUCAGUAUACUCGAUAUCUGUAUGGGCAAGUUACGUGUCUUACAUUAAGCAGAAACUUCGUCAACAUAGUCAGUUCGACGGAUUUGGUAUUACCGCCCUCUUUGAAAAUUGUAUUCACACCCGGAAAUAUCAUCAAUGCCAUCAUAUUUGCAUGGCUCCGUGUAUAUACAUCUCAUUUCAAUGUAGCGUACUGUAUGACUAUUUUUGUAGUAUUUUCAUGCAGUAUACUCCUGUUAUAUACAUUAAGUAUGCCUCUAGCAAACCCUAAAACAAUAUAAGAAAUACUUCGCAUUUUUUAGGUUUGCGAAAAAGAGAAUCUGCAAACGGUUAACUUUUUCACGGAGAAAUUAAUCCAGACAUACGAAAUGAUGGUGGUUCGCCACGGGUAAGCAUACCGUUUAUCUUUUCUUCGUUUUAAAGAUCGUGGAAAUCUGGCGUGAAGACCUGAAACUUAGAAACAGAUUUUUUUUUAAUAUAUGAGGGCGAGUUAUUAGGAAAUCGUAGAAUAUCUAACAAGUCCUUAAAAACAAGAAAUCAUGUCGAGACUUGCAGUUUGCCGUAUACAUGCAUAGCACACGGAACUAGUAAAUGCCGUAACCUUGGAUCAGUAUCUGAGACCUUGUAGCUAAUUGGUUAGAGCAUCUGUCCGGUUAUCAGAAAGCUACGUGGUUUGAUUCCCAUGCAUUAGGGCUCAGAACUCAGGUUUUUCUGAGAUAUUAGUGAGCUUAGGCAAGCGACGUUUUUGUCAACACGGGCGUCACCCGAAAAUUGGUUUAACUAAUUUUGGCGGCAUUUUGCAUCCUAGCGCUCGUGUAAGGAAGCAAAAACCGUUAAAUAUCGUAUGUUUGGUCAUAUGUGUUGAAGAUUAUCACAAACAAACUGAUAACCUCGGAAUCUGACGUCCGUGUUGACAAAAACGUCGCUUGCUUAAGCUCGCUAUUAACUUGAUUCACAUGCAUCUACACCAAAAUCAAACAUUAAACCUAUAUUAUGCCAUUAUAAUGUUACACACUAUUUUAUAUAUGCUGGUUCAUCAACUCUUCCUUUUCGAUACUUUCCCUGCCAGCCCCGAUAGGUUGCCUCCACGCUAAUCGAUUUUACGAAACUGCUCAAAAUCGAUGGGCGUGGAGGGAAGGUGUUGGGGCCUGCAUGGGAAGUAUCGAAAAAGGAAGGGCUGAUGAACCAGCACGAGGACACUUCAUUAGAAACAAUUCAGGAAAUCCAAAUUCCUGUGAGUAGUGCAUCCGAGUCGAAAAGUCCGACUCAAAACAGUAAAACACCUCACCUAGUCAUCAUCGAUCAUCGAUGGACACCAUAGAAGAAAUAGGACCAGCACAUACUGCUUUAUGUGUAAGUUUAUCGAGCUAUUCUAACCUUUCUGUAGUUUUAUGUUGGUUGGAGAUCCCUUUGCUGGAAAGACCAAAGUCUUAAAUGUCCUGGCCCAAACGUUGUCUCUUAUGACAGAGCGAGGGCAUGGGGAUGAAAAUAUUAACAAGGUAAUGACUAAAGGGAAUAAUUAGAGUUAAUUUAAAUGUUGGAUAUAAUAUUGCAAAUGAGAAAAUAAUUUAAUGAUUACCAGAUGAAUUGUCAUGUCCGAGAAGUGCUGGCUUUAAUUAGUCUUUCUCACGAAGGCUAAAAUCUGCCAUUUUUGGGGUACUAUCUGCCCUCGUGAAAGAUUCUAGACAAUUCAAACAACGUGAAAGGCGACUUUUAAAAGUUGUAACUGUAAAUUUACCAUUAUACAAACAACUAUAACACUUAAAAGUCGCAUUUCGUGGUGCGGAGACUCUCAAACGUGGGAUAGCCAGUACCCCAAAAAUGGCGGGAAAAUCGGCUGUGAGAAAGGCUUAUUGAAGCCAACAACAAGGAUUUAAUAUUCGAGAUUAUUAAAUGACAUGAAUGAUUUCUUUACUCUACAAGAUUGGAUUUUACCAGUCCUAAGACUUGAUCAAUGCUCAGUCAUUUCCAGGAUUAGGUCAAAUUUCAGCAUGUGUGUGUGCGUUAGUACUUGAUCAUGUCAUAGAUUUCCACAUUCGCAAGCGAAAUUUGACAAAAUACCCAAAGAUUGACCUUGGAAAAACACUAUUAUAAAAAUUCUGUAUUAAAGUGUUGAAACUGCAAAUAAAUCCUCAUUCCGUUGAGCAAUAAACAAAAUCGACCCCAUUUCAAAAUCGACCUCAUCUCCCCGCGAUUUAUGCUGAAUACAGAUUUAUGAUGGUGUAUGACGUGAUUAUGCAUUGUUUAUUUCAGGUGUGGACCCGAGUUAUCAAUCCAAAGUCCAUAACAAUGGGACAGUUGUUUGGUCAAUUUGAUCCUGUCUCACACGAGGUAAUAAACGGUUAAUACCCUUGUUAACGUGUUACAACUUUUGUUAACAUUUAUUAAUAACGAGAUCUCGACAGUAAAUAUUGCUUCUUCAAUAAUUUCUUGGGGUUUCUUCAAUUAAGAACUGAAAACAUUUUGAAUAUAGGAGACUGAAAGAAUUAACACUUAGUGACCAGGACAGAGGGAAACAGUAUGUUUUGUGGACCCGAAAUGUCCACAAAAUAGAUUUUUUCCGAAAGUCACAAUCUAUAUUUAUUAUAUACCAAGCGUCAAAGAAAGCAAAAAAAAAAGUUAUUAUUCACCGGUGAAUAAAAGUAAUGUCCACCGCUCAGAGCUGUUGCCAGGAGACGCUCUCGUCCAUUGAGAUGCAAGAAAACAUGAACUUUGACACUUGGUAUAUAAUAAUUAAAUUUAUUAGUAAACAUGUAUAUAAUAAUUAAUUUUAUUAGUCAACGGUGUUUCGAAGAAUGUUAUCAAAGUAUAAUCGUGUAAUCAAGAUGAAUGAGUCACGAACUUACUGUAUUAUACUAGUUUGAUUAGUAUCCGCCUGUAGAAACGGAUAAACCCAUGAUCUAUAUUUGCUUGCAGUGGACAGAUGGUGUUGUAGCGAACACGUUCCGAGAGUAUGCAUCAGAUCAAUCAGACAUUCGCAAGUGGGUUAUCUUUGAUGGACCAAUUGAUACCUUAUGGAUUGAAAGCAUGAACACUGUACUAGAUGACAAUAAAAAGGUAUAUAGUGGAUUAUGUGAAUUUCUUUUUUAAUUCUCACCUCUCAAAAAUUGUUGGCUUAUUGAGCUGCAUCAUAUUAAGUCAUAAAUUCCUUUUUUGAUAUUUCUCGAAAACUGUUGUUAAUGCUGCAUCAUACUGGAUCAUAUUAAGUUUUGUUAUUAAUUUACAUGUAUAUCUCGAAAACUGUUGCUAAUACUGCAUCGUGCAUCUUCUUUGAUUUAGUUAUGCUUGAUGAGUGGUGAAAUCAUUCAGUUAUCAAAUGUGAUGAGCCUCAUUUUCGAGUGUCGUGAUUUAUCCCAAGCAUCGGUAAGCGCGCGAAGAAAUUAUUUUGAUAAGUCGGGUUUUAUAUCAGACGAUCACAGGGUGUUAGCCAGAAGAAAAAAUCGCCAAUUUAAUGAAGUUCGAAAAUUCAGUCGCUUAUUGGGAGAAAAUGUCUCCUAUUUGGAGACAUUUUUACUCUGGUUGCUUAAUAAGUGGCAUUCUCGCGGGCUAGUGCAAGGCGCUGAUUGGUUGAGUUAAAUUGAAAUCUUUGGAGCUUUGAAGCUGGACGAUUCUCUUUCGUUCUUAGUAAUUUUAAUUAUUUUUCCUAAUUAUAAUGUUAUUUUUCGCAGGCCUAAUUUGGGAAAUUGCUAUAGCUAAACGUAUAAUUGGGAAAACGACAUACAGUAUAACACUGACUUUUUACUGUAGCUAACACCCUGGAUCAAUGCUUAGUAAUUCUGAACUACAGUAACUGCAAUGGCAAGCAUAGCAGCAAGCGAACAACUUUUAAUAUUGAAUUUAUUUUCAUAAAAUUUGUUUUAUCUCAGAGACAACGAUCAUGGCGAAUAUUCACGUAGCUUUUGCUACGGUAUAAUAGUUAUGAAAGUCUGGAUUAAACAAUAAUUCUGUCAUUUCUUCACGAUAAUUUUCCGUCGAAGUAGAAAUCCUGUAUAAUAAUGUAUUUUUGUACCAUCGAAAAAGUUCGGUGAACUUUGGAAACUUGUUGUGGUUAAUCGGCUUCUCUUAACUUGUAACAAUUAUUGUAUAAACUUCUUUGUUUGUAGACAAACAGUAGUCAACUGAAUGUUCUUAGGACAAGAAUAUAUGUUUCUAUAACCAACACUUUCUUUUUUAGCCUGCGACUGUAAGCCGUUGUGGUAUGAUUUACCUCGAACCAGCAGCGUUGGGCUGGGACCCAAUAUUGAAAUCAUGGCUCAAUACACUACCUGAAUCGUACGGCAAAGAUUUUAGUAAGCUUGUGGAUGCACUCUUUCAAUGGAUUGUUCCUCCCUGUCUGACAUUUGUCAGAAAACAGUGCAAGGUACGGGAUAGAAACGUUGUAAUAAACGUUGUAAUAAUCUUCAAAUUUGACUUUGUUUGGGGCAAACUUGUCCUUCACACAUUUAGAUGCAGCUAACACGUGAAGUUGUGAGAAAACAAAAGUAAAUACCUGAAUUUGAAAAGAAUUUGAAAUUUGCGAUAUUUGAGGGAAAAGUGCCUGGAAAUGCAAUUUCGUAGCACGCCUCUGCGAAAUGGAUUUUCUCUGUAUCAAUGCAAAGUACUGUGGAUGCUCAGUUACCGAUUGAAGUUCCCAAGAAAAGUCUUCGCCAGUUUGCGAAAAACGGCAGCUUAAAAAUAUCGCUGACGUCAGCCAAAUAUAUAGAAAUGUCGCCAAAUAGCUUACCAUUAGUACUCACAGUUUUCGAAAUGUUAUACUUCGAGUACAAGACGUGAUUGACUGAUAAGAAGAAUAGUCUAGAUGAAGUUUGAAAACCCCUAACAAUGUAUAACUACAGUAUGUAAGGUUGUAGUGACCUUAGGCAUGUUUCGUUUCUUCCCAACAAGGAAGGUUUUCUAUAAGCAAACAGGGCACUAAAUUGCCAAGUGAGGAGUUUCUUGAGAUUUCUUCCACACAUGCACUGUGUCAAAAGAUUACUGUACCUUUUUAAUUGUUGUAGGAAUAUCUUCCAACAUCAGACAGUAAUCUCACUCACUCACUGAUGAACCUUGUGGAAAUCAUGAUGAAACUUGCUACGGAGAAGGAAAUAGAUAGUAAACAUUUAAAACUCUGGCUGGUUGUAAGUAUUACAAGGAAGUUGUAUUUAUUUAACCGUAUCAUGUAUCUGUAAUAGUUGAUGUAAAUAUAAAAGUUGAAGCGAUAAAUCCUCGUCUCGUGCUUGGAGUAUAAAUAAGAACAGUAGUUGAAUAAGGAUUUACUGAGAAAAGCACGUUUCUUGACGUUCUAAACAAUAUGUUCAUGAGAUUCGGGUGGGAAAACCAUAAUUUCCUUUCUUUGAGCGAGUAGAUAGCAACAUUGGCACACUUCUUAGUUAGAAACUGGCUGAGGAAAAAGAUUGCAAAGAAGUUGUAGUUGGCCUGACGACGAGCAGUCAAACUGCUCGAAACAUAGCUAAUUAAAUAAAAUAUUAACCUUCAGAAUCGGAAUUCUUGAAUUUAGUUUACAAAAUAAAUGUUUAUAAUGAACGAAGGUGAAAGUUUUAGAAGAAGAAUUGAAAAAGAUUGCGUUCGCCCCUGCUUCGAGCGCAAAACCUUUCCAUACGAGGCAGUCGUACAUUGCAGAAAUCUCCACCACCUUGUACCACUGACGUUGAACUUUCAGAAUGGAACUCUACCAUUGUUUAAUUUAAAUUCUAUCUUUUAUCAUUUUGUAUAGCACAUUAACUUUUACACCUUUUUGGAAGGCUUUCUUUUAAUAAUUUUUUAAAAUUAUUUAAAAAAUAUAUGUUCAUGAGAAAAAUGGAUAGUUUUUGUCGAACAAAAACCGCCUGCAGCAAAAUCAUUGUUUUCUUUCUUUCUUUUUUGGUAAUUUUCAGAAUUCCUUCCUUUUCUCGCUGGUGUGGUCAAUUGGUGCAAGCGUCGAUACAGACAGUCGUCCAAAGUUCGAUUCAUUUUUACGCGAAUUGUUGACUGGCAAAGAUGAGAAACAUCCUAUUCCUACUUCCAUUGGAAAGGUUGAUAACGCUUUUCCAACUGAUGGCCUGGUUUAUGACUUUUUAUUCGAGGUAAAUAUAAACGCCAGAUUAUUCUAUUCCUGCCAGAGGGUGGUUAGUUGCAUUUUUAACUCCUCCUGGUUACGUCCAAUAAAUGUAUAAAAAUUCCACUCGAAAAUACCAUCUGCAAAUCCCUUCAACAAAUAAUUUACAAAGGCCUGUUUUCAACAUACUGUACUCCAUGCUUUAUUAUUAUCAUCUUUAUUAGGGCCAACUAAUCAUAUUUUACAAAGAAAACAUAUAAAAUAUUCAAUCAAACUACAAAUAGAAUAUAGACCCUAAAUGGGCAAGGUAGAAACGGGACUCGAAGAACCAUGCAAGAUACCUUCCCAAACUUUACUAAAACUAUUUUAUAUAGCAUUCAAAAACUCAUUAAUAAUUUAUGAACCAAUUAUCUAAUCUUGAGUAAGAAAUUAGUCACGUGCAUACAUCUUUAUACCAGCUAAAGAACACUUUAACAAAAGACCAUUGUUAUGCAAACUAUACAAAGAUUUUUAUAUAAAGAUUUUUAUAUAAAGAUUUGACUUAUUAUGCGUACGUUUUUGAAGCCAUUUAAAAAACUCGCAGGUCGUGUUUUAUUAGGUCUAAACCUAAUGAAACACUCCCUUUAAACCUAAUGAAACACUCCUGCUCGUUUUUUAAAUAGUACUUACACGCACAACUUUACACACACCUAGUACACCACAAUUUACGUCCUAUGACACGAACAGUCACGAAACAAGGACCACGUACAUGACAGGUCAACAUCAUAAAUAAAAUCAACAAUACUCGAGUAUCUACGUUUAACUAAACACUUAUAGAACUAGGACUAUAGACACUGUGUCCAAACAUACAUCUUUACAUACAAUGUUCCACAGUUUGACGACACGAUUAUAGUACGAUGCUAGUACACAAUCACGUACUCUUUGUCUAGUUUAGCGAUCGUGAGUGGAACGGAGUUUACUUGAGCAUGCAAUCUUGCACCACCAUAUUCAGAUACACUAUAUUCGAGCUGUUGUCAAACAUAAUAUGAAUUGUGGACAUUUAUCCGAGGUCUUUGAUUCUGUUUAGGCUAAAGGUCGUGGAAAUUGGAUUCACUGGACUAAAACUAUUAAGUCGAGCAAUCUUGGUGGCAAAGGAACAAAAAUCAGCGAGAUCAUUGUUCCUACUAUGGACACAGCCCGAUAUAAAUUUCUCAUAGACAUUCUAAUCAGACACAACAAGCCAGUAAUGUUGGUUGGACCUACAGGCACGGGCAAAAGUGUGUAUAUUAAAGAUAAACUCAUGAAUGAACUGGAUAAGAAUGCAUUUAUUCCUGCAUUCCUUAACUUCUCUGCGCAAACGAGUGCUGGUCAGACACAGGUUUGUCCCAAUUCUUAUACAUUAAUGUAUUUCUUAUACAUUAUAUUGUACCGGGUGGCCCAAAAAAAAGUACUCCUGUUUGAUUCGUAAUAACUUCUAAACAAGUAAAGUUUUUAAAGAGAAAUAACUUGCAUUAAAUAGAGGAAGUACUAACUUAGAUUUUGAUAUAUUACAGUUGUAUUUAACUUAAAAAUUCACGGAUAUAUUAAUGUUAAAAAUGGGGAGCAUAUUUUGGAAUGUGUCUAAAAUUAGCGAAAAUCUGCAUAUCAAAUAUUAACUCCAGCGUUUGUUUGCUUAAUGACAUAUUAGGCUAACUUGUAUUUCAGCGAAUUAUCGUUAAGGUUUGUAAGGGAUAUGGCGUAGAUUUAGACAUCUUACAUGUAAGUCUUAGCUCAUUGUUUCCUGAAAUAUGAACGUUCGAAAUUAUGCAAGUAUUUAAUAUUAGGUCUUUGCAAACUUAAAUGUACAUGAAAGACUGACCAUGGAAGGCAGGCGCUUAAAUUUUUCGUAUUCUUAAAUAGCCUAAUUUUUUUAUGUUUUUAAUGGGUUCAAACAGACUGAGUAGAUUAUUUCUCGGUUAGAGCAGGAUGAAUAUUCUUUAUUGAAGGAAAUAAUAUUGCUUUUUGCAAAUACACAUCACCGUAUCAACGCUACUAUUUUGUUACGUUUUGUUCCAAAAAUGUUGCAUGUCUCUGGGGAGUUGCUUAAUUGUUAUGUCUUAUGGAGUUGUAUGGUUUGAUUGUGUUUCAUAUAAUUCUCAGUUUACUCCAUGAACUUGCCAAGAUUAAGAAACGGCAAAAGAGUUUGGGUGUUCUUAACAAGAUUUCAGAACGUUGCAGAAGCUAGAAGAGCUUCACAAUUCCGUUGUGACAGCAUGCCCUAAUUCAGAACUACGAACGAUCCAAUGACGAUCCUUCGCGAUGCAGUGGUCUCAUGAAAUAAGGAAACGUAUUCGUGCUAGGAACACACGCGAAUUUCGGACGAAUGAAUCUUCCUUGUAUUUUGUAGAUAUAAUAAUACUUUGUUUCAUAAUAAACAAUUUGUCAAGUGUCAUUUAUUUACUGGUAAUAGUGCAUGUUUCAGUCGGGCAAAUCUUGAUUAAUAUUUGAUACGCCGAUUUUUGCAUAUUUCAGACACAUCCAGAAAUAUCCUCCCGAAUUUAAAGAUUAAUAUCUCCGUGAAUUUUUAAGUGAAAUACGACUGUAAUAUAUCAAAGUCUAAGUUAGUCCUUCCUCUAUUUGAUGCAAGUUAUUUCUCUUUAAAAGCUAUACUUGUUUAGAUGUUAUUACGAAUCAAACAGGAGUACUUUUUUUUGGGCCACCCGGUAUAAUUCUUAUACAUCAAUAUAUUCUUCCAUGGAAGCUUAUAUCGAUAUUUUUUUUUAAAACAAACGAACAGUUACUGGACAGGAUUUAUUAAGAGGCUUUUUUCCAUCACACGUGUUUGCGAUGAAAAGUUUGCGUAUACCUCUACAAAUCACGCAAUUUGUCCCACAAAAAAUCCCCCACCCUGUCUUGUGGUAUUAUUACUUUGUUAAUUGGCUUUAAUACAAUUAGAUUCAGAUUUUUAUAGUAGGUUGAAUAACUUGUUCAAAAUUAUUGGAAUUUAAUACUCCUAUAGGAGCGUUUUUGAGAAAUGGCCUGCACCAAUAUUUCAUUUCAUGUAAAAAAGUGUAAAAUUGAGGCAUAAACCCUGAAGGGAGAGGGAGCUGCCCUAAAUUUGCUGUGUUCUGUCAUUUUUUGUCCAAAAGCAAGAAAUUUGUGGCAUUUUCUAUUCCCUGUCAUGGUGUCUGCCCUGUUUUUACAUUAAAUGAAAUCAUGUCACUUUAACGGUUAAAAUUAAAAAUACCAUUCAGGGCGUCCCAGAAAUGUCACCUCCCCCACUCCAUUUUAUUGUAUUACCACGUCAGCUUUAAUGUAAGAUCCAAAUUUUUGUGCUACUGUAUAUUUAAUAACAACAUAACAUAAUUUAUCAUGUCAAACCAUUGAUACUUGGGUGAUCAAUAUAACCAUUUGCAUUCCCAGAAUCAUUUACCAGAAAUGUCCUUAUUAUCGCGUUAAGUGGCAAUAAACGUAUGAAUUUAAUGAAACCGGUUUGCUAUUGCCAAUGUUAUGAACAUGUUGUGUAUUUACGUGACAUGUUGUGUUGCAUUUAGGAUAUCAUAAUGUCUAAACUUGACAAAAGAAGAAAAGGUGUUUUUGGACCUUCACUCGGAAAAAA